This is a messenger RNA of Lates calcarifer (barramundi perch), 6041 nucleotides long. RefSeq names its product proprotein convertase subtilisin/kexin type 6 (gene pcsk6). Gene Ontology annotation, cellular component: membrane; cell surface. The transcript is spliced from 21 exons. The record is from RefSeq and is a predicted model, not a curated record. Gene Ontology annotation, molecular function: serine-type endopeptidase activity. Bases 231 to 2948 code for a protein of 905 amino acids. Lineage: Eukaryota; Metazoa; Chordata; Actinopteri; Centropomidae. Gene Ontology annotation, biological process: peptide hormone processing.
CCGGUCUCAGUCUGGUUCGCGGUCUUGAGAGCCUCUCGGCGCUAUUGGCUGCUGCUGCUGUGAGGUUUUAAUCGCACAACUUCUCCACAGCAUGGAGACAUAUUUAACCGAAGAGUGAAUUUCACCGGGACACAACAUGAUCGAAGGACGUGAGCCAAAGCUUCGCUGCUCCAAACUCCAACACUUCUCCCGUAAAGUGAAUUUUAUUUUUUUCCGACUCUGAAGACAGGAUGACUUUAUUUUUGCUUUCCAUUCUGUUCACUGUUGAAGUCAGCCAGUCGGUGGUCAGAGGACACGGGGCGUUUUAUACAAACCACUGGGCGGUGCGGAUCUCAGGUGGCCCGGAGCACGCUGACCAAGUCGCUGCAAAAUAUGGAUAUUUAAACCUGGGACAGAUAGGAAGUCUGGAGGAUCAUUACCAUUUCCACCACAGCAGAGUGGUUCGCAGAGCUGUGUACUCUCUGAAGGGCCCCCACAGCUUCAUCCAUAUGGACCCCAAGGUGGACUGGGCCCAGCAGCAGAUAGUAAAACCAAGAGUUAAGAGGUAUGCCCAAAGUGACGCAAACUUCAUUCAUUUCAAUGACCCUAAAUGGUCCAACAUGUGGUACAUUCACUGCAAUGAUAAGACCAGCCGAUGUCGCUCCGAGAUGAACAUUCUUUCAGCCUGGCAGAGGGGCUACACAGGCAAAAAUGUGGUGGUCACCAUACUGGAUGAUGGCAUUGAGAGAAACCACCCUGAUCUGGCUCAGAACUACGACCAUCUAGCAAGUUAUGAUGUCAAUGGGAAUGACCAUGACCCUACACCACGUUAUGACUCUCGCAAUGAAAACAUACAUGGAACUCGGUGUGCAGGUGAAGUUGCAGCAGUGGCCAAUAACUCCCACUGCAUUGUUGGGAUUGCUUACAAUGCUCAUAUUGGAGGGAUACGGAUGCUGGAUGGUGAUGUGACUGACAUAGUAGAGGCCAAGUCCCUGGGAAUCAGACCUGACUACAUCGAUAUCUACAGUGCCAGCUGGGGGCCAAAAGAUGAUGGCAAGACAGUGGAUGGUCCAGGGCCACUAACUAAGCAGACUUUUGAGCGAGGCAUCAAGAAGGGUCGCAAAGGCUUGGGGUCUAUUUUUGUCUGGGCGUCAGGUAAUGGUGGUCGGCAGGGUGAUCACUGUUCAUGCGACGGUUACACCAGUAGUAUCUACACCAUCUCUAUCUCCAGCACCACAGAGAAUGGAAACAAGCCUUGGUACUUGGAGGCCUGCAGCUCCAUCAUAGCCACAACCUACAGCAGUGGAGAGUUUAAUGAGAGGAAGAUUGUGACCACUGACCUCCGACAGCGCUGCACUGAUGGUCAUACUGGCACUUCUGUCUCUGCUCCCAUUGUGGCUGGAAUCAUAGCUCUUGCCCUGGAGGCCAACCUUCUGUUGACGUGGAGGGAUGUGCAAUAUCUUCUGGUGAAGACAUCUAGACCUGUCCACCUGAAAGCUGAUGACUGGAAGACCAAUGCUGCCGGACACAGAGUCAGCCACUUGUAUGGUUUUGGCCUGGUGGAUGCAGAGGCCAUGGUGCUGGAGGCUACUAAGUGGAGGACUGUUCCUCCUCAGCACACCUGCACUCAGAUAGCUGAGCGUCGCACUAGGUACAUCCCUGCUGGCCAAAGCCUGAACAGCAGCAUUACCACCUCUGGAUGUUCAGAGGAACCUGAGCAGUUUGUGGAUUACCUGGAGCAUGUGGUGGUAAAGGUUCUGAUUGUCCACCCACGACGAGGAGACCUGGAAAUCAACGUCAUAUCUCCAUCAGGGACAAAAUCACAGCUACUGGCCAAGAGGUUGUUUGACAAUUCCAAUGAGGGCUUCAGGGACUGGGAGUUCAUGACAGUUCAUUUUUGGGGUGAAAGAGCACAGGGUACAUGGACUCUGGAGAUUAUUGACUCACCAUCAAAGCCACGCAACCCUGAGGUUCUGGGCAACCUAAAGCAAUGGACACUGAUCCUAUAUGGCACAUCUCAGAACCCUUACCAGCCCUACAGAACUCAGCACUCUCGUUCAAGGAUGUUGGAGAUCCCAACCCCAGAAGAGCUUCUGGAGGAGCCAGAGCUCCAGGAGGAGGAGGAUGAGUACAAUGGACCAUGCCACAGUGAGUGUGGAGACCAGGGCUGUGAUGGACCAGAUGCUGACCAUUGCCUCAAUUGUGUCCACUUCAGCUCAGGCAGCUUGAGAAGUGGCAGAACCUGUGUGAGCCACUGCCCACUGGGACACUACGAAGACAUAGCAUCUCGUCGCUGUAGACGCUGCUAUAAAGGCUGUGAAAGAUGCGUUGGCCAGUCAGCCGGUGACUGUCUCUCCUGUCGAAGAGGUCUUUAUCUCAACAUACUCAACUCCAGCUGCAUCAAUACCUGCCCCCCAGGUUACUUUGCUGAUGAGACUCAGAGACAGUGUCUGAAGUGUCAUGACACCUGUUUGAGAUGCCUGAGGUAUGCAGAUAGAUGCAGUGCCUGCAGCGAAGGCUACAGUCUGGCGGGGAUGACCUGUGUUCCUGAAUGCACCAAUGGAACAUUUUUCCAUCUUGAAGAGAUGACGUGCAGCCCAUGUCAUUCCUCCUGCAGGACUUGUACAGGACCAGGUAAGGAAGAGUGUAUCCAGUGUGCUGAGGGCUACCUGCAGCAGGAGUGGAGGUGUGUGGAGACCUGUUCGCCUGGCUACUAUUCUGGAGAGGCAGCAGGAGUCCCUCAUAAGAUGUGUUACAGCUGUGAAGAAAACUGUCUGAGCUGCAGUGGUCCUGGAACAACCUGCACCAAAUGCAAAGAAGGUUAUAGUCUGGUCAGCAGGACUUGUAUUGUGAAUGCAUCAUGUAGUAAUGCUGAUGAGGUGUUCUGUGACAUGGUCAAGUCCAACCGUCUCUGCGAAAAGAAGCUUUACCGUCAGUUCUGCUGCCGUACCUGUCUGAUGAAUGGAUGAGGAACCAAUAACUUCCUUCCCCCUUACUGUCAAUCAGUGUUACAAAAAACUGUAACAACUGAAGUGUUAUCAUCCGAAUAUAUGUUACUUACAGUCAUUUAUAAAGAACUAAAAUUACCUUUACUUUGUGUUAUUCAACAAAAAAAAAAGGGCAUUAAACUAAUACGUCACUUGAGAAUGAAGCUCUUCAGUUGUUUUUCUGCAGGUUGCUGGAGGAUUUUUAAAGAUCUCUUUAAAAAUGGCACGUUUAUAAAUUACAGUAUAUGGAAUGUGUACAAAUACUCAAAUGUGCAUUGUACUGAGCAUGUGAAAAAUUGCAUUUUAAUGAAUGAUGUAGUGUUUAAAACCACCAUUCAUACUCAUCAUUAAACAAAAGCUGAUUUUAUUCAUCAGGAGAGACUCAGUUGAAGGAGACACUCAGAACAUAAUAACAUUGGUUUUAUUUACCAUAGUGUGCCUAAUAGAGGAAGCUGAAAAUAAUAUGAAAGGAGUCUGACAAUUAGAACCAUUGUGACAUCAUCAUUUACAGGGGUAGUCCUUCCACAAGCAAUACAGGAAUAUCCCUCAAUGGAGUCUAGACACUAGUGGUGGUGGAGAGGAGGUGAUGGUGAAUGGAUAUGAUGUGCAGCAGGAUUCUGAUGAGCUGAACUGGAGGACUCUGGAUCUAAUAAACACCAGGAGUCAACAGGGUGGAGCAGGACCUAAAGAGCAUCAGUUUUUAAAAGUCUGACAACAGGAAAGAUAAUUGACUUACAGGGAUUGUGGCCGAUUGGUUUAAGAGAGAAUACCACAUACACGCAGAGAAAGAGAGAAAGAGAGAAGCUGAGAGAGAGAGAGAGAGAGAGAGCAAGUGUGUGUGUGUGUGUGUGUGAGUGAGAGAGAGAGAACAGAGUAAGCAUGAAGAUAGUUAACAGCUAAAAGAGAGGACUCAUCAGGUGACACAACACCAUUCCAAAAGAAUGGGAAUGUGUUUCUGUGUCUACUGGGUGUGCAAACUGAAAAACUGCUCAAAAAUCUCUCAAGGAACACGACAAAGAGCCCAAGAUGUUGACCUUACCUCCAAGCUCCCCAGAUCCCAGUCUGAUCCAGCAUCUGUUGGAUGAACUGGAACAGGGCAGAUCCAUGGAGGUCCCAUCCUGCAACCCACAGGAUCCAAAGGAUCCCCUGUUAAUGUCCCAGUGCAACAUACCACAGGACAACCUCAGAGGUCCCAUGUCCAUGCCACGAUGGGUCAGAUCUGUUUAGGUGGCAUUUGGAGGACCUACGAAAUAUUAAGCAGUUCCCACAGAUGCUGGAUCAGAUUGGGAUGUGGGGAGUUUGGAGGCCAAGUCAACACUUUGGGCUCUUUGUCAUGUUCCUUCAGACAUUUCUGAGCAGUUUUUGUGGUGUGGUGGAAGCACUGACUUGCUGGGGGAGGCCCCUGUGUUGUGCUUAGUCUACAAUAAUGUUUAGGUGGGUAGUACAUGUCAAAGUAACAUCCAGAUGAAUGUCAGGACCCAAGGUUUCCCAGCAGAACAUUGCAUUGUAAAGAGAUGUUGUGGCUGAUCGGUAUACUUUCAUCCCACCAAUAGAAAGAAAGUUGGCACUGAAUGCACUGACAAACAACCUUGUUUAGGUAUGCACACUUACUAAAAAUUUAUUUUGAAUUUAUUUUGUUUUGGAUGAUGAAGAGUGAAAGCACAAAUCCUGGCUGGCUGUCAGUUGCACAUAUUACAGCCUUCAAAUACCCAUACGGUUUGAAGUAUUUUGUAUGGAAAAACAACAGCUGUAAACUGGUGAGUGACCCGAGGUUUAAGUUCUUCAGAUGAACCAGCAGGAAUGUGUUUUCUUCUACAUCCUCUUUGUAAAUAACUUGAAACAUGCUCGUCUAAAAGAGAGAUGUUUGUCUCUGUGUCUUGAUGUUGUUUCCAGUAAUGAUGGACAUGCUCUCAUUAUGAAACAGAUGAGUUUGUUCUGUUUAAUAUCAGACCCCCCUGUUGCUGUCAACUGCUCAGCUGAUGGAAGGACACCAGUUAAUCUCAUACUAAACACUUUUGUCUGGGGAAGUCCAUUCAAUAAGUAAACAUGGACAACUGAUGCCAUUAACAGAAGAUUAAAGAUGUACUUUGGCCUGUUAGUUUACUGCAGUUUGACAGAUGUUUGGUUCAACUGCUUGUACUUUUACUGUCUGAGCUGUAAACCUGUUCCAAAAUAUCCUGAAGUGUAUCUACUCCACAUGUCUACUAUUGGUUUCUGGUUUUUGCCAGAAACUGAGAUAUCCCUAAAAACAGACUGAACUGUUAAAGGGCUAAUUAACCAAGAGAGAAAUAUUGCUAUAACUUUUUAAGAGUUAACUUACAUUUCUGACAAUGUGUGGCCUCUUUUUGUUAAAGACAACAACUGUCUGAAAAUGUUCAUAAUGACACAAAUUCAAUAGAAUUGUGUUAAAUAUGAGAAUCAUACAAAGCUACAGUAACAUCAGGGAUGACAAAGAUGCUUUAGUACAGCAGACAUACCAACAGACCAAGGAUAACAACAUAUAAUAACAUUACACCUCCAAGUUUCCUGUAAGUCAUAUUUCGACUUUAUUUUGAGAAUUGUUGUAGUUAUGUAUUUGUUAUUUAUGCAGAGGAAAUUUUACAUUAAUCCAAUUACUCAUGCUGGUAUUGAAAUCUGCAUCAUUAGUCAAACCUUUCAAGAAACACUACUGCCCUCUGCAGGCAUGAGCCUAUUUAUAUCUCUGCACAUCACAUUGUAGCCACUCUGGAUCCUAGUUAGGUGUCUAUGAUACACAGACAGGUGGCAAUUACAAGAAAAAUCUGAAUAAAUGAGAAAAAUCUUUAUGUUGUUGUUUUAUUUCAUUUGUCACUUAUAUGUACAACAACACUAAGUCAAAUAACUUUACUGCAGUCUAUGACCAUUUGGAACUGGAAAAAAUAACCUCCCUGAAGUCAUUUUUGUAGCUCCUAAUAGAUAUACACUACAACACAAAUGAGCAGUGGCCUGCACUGCUGACUCUGGCUUAUUCAGCUUGACUUUGUUUAUUUAACAUUUGGUUGACUUUCCAGUCUUUGGUAUAAUCCUUGGUUUUGACCAAUAAACAAUAUGGUUGUA